CGGCCGUGCUCUCCCGCAGGGCGGCAGUCUUGCUCUGUCCGUGUCGAUUCCCCUAUGCUCCUCUAGGCGUUCCGAUCUGCCGCUUGCCUCGCACCCUCGCCGUCGCCAGGCGCCACCGCGCCAGUCGGGAGUCGGCAGCAGGCCGGCGUGCCCAGCCGUGCAGUCCGCUCAGGCCGUCAGCCGCCCUGAUUUGUCAGGAGACCGGAGGCAGAAUGGGUCUCCUCAGCAUCAUCAGAAAAAUCAAGCGCAAGGAAAAGGAGAUGCGGAUUCUCAUGGUUGGCCUGGACAACUCGGGUAAGACGACAAUUGUGCUCAAGAUAAAUGGGGAGGAUACUGGUGUCAUCAGCCCUACUCUUGGUUUUAAUAUCAAGACCAUCCAGUACCAAAAGUACUCGCUGAACAUAUGGGAUGUCGGGGGUCAGAAGACCAUCCGUUCGUAUUGGAGGAACUACUUCGAGCAGACUGACGGUCUAGUUUGGGUGGUCGAUAGUUCUGAUGUUCGAAGGCUUGAUGAUUGCCGUACUGAGCUCCACAAUCUUUUGAAAGAAGAGAGACUGGCUGGAUCAUCGCUACUAGUUUUCGCAAAUAAGCAAGACAUUCAGGGCGCUCUGAAGCCUGACGAAAUUGCCAAGGUUCUGAAUCUUGAAGUGAUGAACAAGGACCGGCACUGGAAGAUCGUUGGCUGCAGCGCCUACACCAGCGACGGCCUGCUCCAGGGCUUCGACUGGCUUGUCCAGGACAUCGCCUCCCGCAUCUAUGUCCUCGACUGAAACAGCAACCAAAGUCUGCCGAUUUAGCCACAUACGCUACUGUUGUUGGUUACACAGCCAUAGGCUUUGGCUCGCUCGUAAUAUGUACUGUAAUCUGAUCAGGUUUGAACCAAACCAU
Messenger RNA from Triticum dicoccoides, 888 nucleotides. Its product is annotated as ADP-ribosylation factor-like protein 2. The coding region runs from base 213 to 770 and encodes 185 amino acids. Gene Ontology annotation, molecular function: GTPase activity; GTP binding. Lineage: Eukaryota; Viridiplantae; Streptophyta; Magnoliopsida; Poales; Poaceae. The record is from RefSeq and is a predicted model, not a curated record. The transcript has 6 exons.